UGUGGGUGGUUAUGGCGCACACACAUUCGGGCAGAAGCGCUGUCUUUUUUUCCGGGAGUCAGUAUAAUCUUGCUUUGGCGGUGGCGGUCGUCGCCAAUAUUUCAGAGGCAGAAAGCAGCGUACUAGGCACAAGAUGGCUCUCCUCAUCGAGCACCAGUUCAGACAGCUUCCUGCUGACAGGCAAGUGGAAACGCGACCAUUUCUGGAGGCUGUGUCGUACCUACCGCCCUUCUUCGACUGCCUCGGGUCUACGGUAUUUGCUCCUAUCAAGGCUGAUAUAUCAGGAAACAUCACAAAAAUCAAGGCAGUUUAUGACAGCAACCCGAGUAGGUUCAAGACACUGCAGCAGAUUCUGGAAGGGGAGAAGGAAAUGUAUGGAGCACAGUGGCCCAAGGUUGGAGCCACCCUGGCACUUAUGUGGCUGAAGAGGGGUCUACGGUUUAUCCAAAUCUUACUCCAGAGUCUGGUGGAUGGAGAGAAGGACGAGCAAAAUCCCAACCUUAUCCGAGUCAAUGCCACCAAAGCUUAUGAGAUGGCUCUGCGGAGGUACCAUGGCUGGCUGGUUCAGAAGCUCUUUCAGGCGGCUGUUUUUGCUGCUCCCUACAAGUCAGACUUCCUGAAGGCCCUGUCCAAAGGACGGGAGGUCAAGGAGGAGGAAUGCUUAGAGAAAGUCAGAAAAUUCCUUGUCAAUUUCUCUGCUACAGUUGACGCUAUCUAUGACAUGUAUACUAAGAUGAAUGCUGAGCUUGACUACACAGUGUGACCUCGGCUUGCUUCCCAUUCCUCCCGUGAUGCGCCUUGUUUAAACGGUAAUUUACACCCAGUAUCAAUCUCAACACAGUUACCCUCAGCUCCGUCAGUAACUUAUUGCGGGAGUAUCCCUGAUUCAUUGUUGUUACAUGUGAAAUUGUGCGUUUUUAUUCACCUGUGUGCCUUUGCUUGAUUUCCAUAUACGCCAUUCCCACAGCCGAGCACUUGAUAGCAGAUGUAGCUUCAAAGUUGGUAGCUCCGCGCUUUAUGGAUUCUUGUUUCUUUACAACAGGGACAUUACAGUAUAAGACUUCUUUUUUGUUUUUUCUAAUAACAAAUGCCUUCUAACAGAGUUGUAUACAGAAUCAAAACACCACUUAGGCAACUAAUGUUUUGGGGAAGCCAGCAUCAGGCCUAAAACUCCCUGUUAGUGGGAGCUAUUUAGGUGUUAGUUACUGGGAAUUUGAUAAAGCUAACUGGUAAUUACACAAAUCUGAAAUCUAUCUCUUGAAAUACUUGAAAAUCUGUUGUAUCAUAGAUUCACUUUUUAAGGGUUAUGGCCUUCUUCUCUGAUGUGAUCAUAUUCUGGAAGCAAAAAAAAAUAAUUUAUAUGCGAGAUUGCAUUCAUAUUUAUUUAUGAUAUAAGAAAGAAUAGGUAAGUAACAUGGGUAAUUACUGAGUGUUCACUUUCAAAAUCUUUUUGUUUUCUGAAAUAUGUUUUCACUGGAAAGCCAAUGUGGCUUUUUUAAAGAAGUAAGCCAGUUAGGUGAGGUGAUGCUAGCUGUGCGUGUGUAAAUGAGAAUAGCAUGGGGUACAAGCCAUAGCCGGGAGUCAUCCACACUGAGGACUUCUUGACUUAUUUAUUCGAACUUUAGCAUGUGACGUCUUCUGAGUAUCGAAAAGCACGCAAAGCAUUUCACUUGAAGUUAGAAGUGUUGUUUCAGAGGAAGUACAACAAGUGUCUUAUAAUGUUGGUCACCUACUUGUGCCUUAAUUUAGUGGUGCAGAGCACAGUCGAGACAGCUUGACUUUUCUGCCUUGACACAUUUUUAUACUGUAUGUUACCUCGAUUCAACCAGGCAGACCCAUCUAAACCAAAUUUCUACUGACAUUGAAAGCCUGUUCUGCCUUUUGACUUCAUAAGAUCUAACCAAACUUCAGACUUAACUUUCUUCGCCCAUGUUAAGCAAAUCAAAUCAAAAUCAAAUCAAUUUUAUUUGUAUAGCCCAAUAUCACAAAUUACAAAUUUGCCUCAGUGGGCUUAACAGCAACACAACAUCCUGUCCUUAGACCCUCUCAUCGGAUAAGGAACAACUCCCUAAAAAAAAACACCUUAACAGGGAGAAAAAAUAGGGAGAAACCUCAGGGAGAGCAACAGAGGAGGGAUCUCUCUCCCAAGACGGACAGCGUGCAAUAGAUGUUGUGUUUACGCAAUUUACACAGUACAACAUUGAAAGAGGAUAACAGAAUUAUAAUGGACUUAUAAAAUUUAUGAAGAAUAUGAUGCGCAGGAUGCCAACCAGUGUCCAGACGCCAUUGGAACAGUCCAGGACCCAAGCCACGCGACCAGCGUCAUCGUGUAAAAAAAAAAAAGGAUUUACAAAAAUAAAAUGUGAUGAGGGGAAUGGCAGGCAGCGUCCAAGUGGCGACCACCGUCACCACAGAGACCUGGGUGGACAACCGACUGCACGUGCACACAAGGGAGGCUCGCAUGACACCAUUCACACACAGAAAAAGAGGAAGGAGAAGACAUCCUUUCUCUUUGUGUGUGUGAAAGGAGAAGCAGCUGUUUCAUAUGUUUUAAUUAAUUUUUUUUAUUUCAAAAACAAUUUAUCACGAAAUUUGAGGUUUUAUCUUCUGUCCACCGUCUUCUCAGGUGCAUACAUAACAUUGACUGUAUUUUCUUUAACUCUUUAUCACUAUUGUGUGAAGGAUGCUGUUUUGGGUUUAUUGGGCAGAUUGGACAUUGUGCAUGCUUGAUGAUGCUGACAUGCAGACAAAACCCUGACCUUUCUAAGUGGGUGUACUACUGUUCCUUGUGGAAGUUACUGUGCAGCACAUACAUUAUGUGGAAGUGUGUAGAGUGCAACAUAUUUAAAUAUCCUGUAUUUUGAACUGAUGUGAAGCUUUCUUUCCAAUAAAAAUAUGUACAUUU
Molecule: messenger RNA, 2905 nt
Organism: Lampris incognitus (smalleye Pacific opah)
Lineage: Eukaryota; Metazoa; Chordata; Actinopteri; Lampriformes; Lampridae
Gene: gltpa
Product: glycolipid transfer protein a
Exons: 5
Coding region: 134-763 (209 amino acids)
Biological process (GO): intermembrane lipid transfer; ceramide transport
Cellular component (GO): cytoplasm; membrane; cytosol
Molecular function (GO): ceramide 1-phosphate binding; ceramide 1-phosphate transfer activity
Source: RefSeq, a predicted model, not a curated record